Molecule: messenger RNA, 1170 nt
Organism: Coffea eugenioides
Lineage: Eukaryota; Viridiplantae; Streptophyta; Magnoliopsida; Gentianales; Rubiaceae
Product: chalcone synthase 2-like
Exons: 2
Coding region: 1-1170 (389 amino acids)
Biological process (GO): polyketide biosynthetic process
Molecular function (GO): acyltransferase activity, transferring groups other than amino-acyl groups
Source: RefSeq, a predicted model, not a curated record
AUGGUUACCGUCGAGGAAAUUAGGAGGGCUCAACGGGCCGAAGGACCGGCGACGAUCUUGGCUAUUGGAACCGCUACACCACCAAAUUUUGUUGAGCAAAGCACUUAUCCGGAUUACUAUUUUCGCAUCACUAAGAGUGAGCAUAUGACUGAGCUUAAAGAAAAGUUUAAGCGCAUUUGUGAGAAGACCAUGAUUAGGAAGCGGUACAUGUACCUGACUGAGGAAAUUCUGAGGCAAAAUCCCAAUAUUUGUACUUUUAUGGAACCCUCACUGGAUGCAAGGCAAGACAUGAUGGUUGAUGAAGUACCAAGACUGGGCAAAGUAGCUGCCCAAAAAGCUAUAGAGGAAUGGGGUCAGUCCAAGUCCAAGAUCACCCAUCUUGUCUGCUGUACCCUAAGUGGCGUGGACAUGCCUGGAGCAGACUAUCAGCUGGCCAAGCUACUGGGCCUCCGGCCAUCGGUGAAACGGUACAUGAUGUACCAACAAGGUUGUCAUGCUGGAGGGACGGUUCUCCGGCUAGCCAAGGAUUUGGCCGAGAACAACAAAGGUGCCCGUGUCCUUAUCGUCUGCUCGGAACUCACAGCAAUUUCGUUCAGGGGUCCGAGUGAUAAGCAUUUUGAUAGUCUUGUUGGUCAGGCCCUGUUCGGAGAUGGGGCAGCCGCGGUCAUAAUUGGUGCUGACCCGGUUCCUGGAGUUGAGCAGCCCUUGUUUCAGUUGGUCUCAGCCUCCCAAACUUUUCUCCCUGAUAGCCCCAAUGCUAUUGGUGGCCAUCUUCGUGAGGCUGGGCUUACAUUCUUUCUUCUCAAAGAUGUCCCAGAAUUAAUCUCAGAGAACAUUGAAAAGAUCUUGGAAGAAGCAUUUGAGCCUCUUGGCAUUUCUGAUUGGAACUCAAUUUUCUGGGCUGCGCAUCCUGGUGGGCGUGCGAUUUUGGACAAAGUUGAAGAGAAAUUGGCUUUAAAUCCUGAAAAAUUACGUGUUAGUAGGUAUGUGCUAAGUGAGUACGGAAAUAUGUCAAGCGCUUGUGUCUUCUUUACUCUUGAUGAGAUGAGAAAAUCUGCAGUCAAGGAUGGAUUCAACACCACAGGGGAUGGUUUAGAAUGGGGUGUGCUCUUUGGAUUUGGACCUGGACUCACUAUUGAGACUGUGGUCCUUCACAGCGUCACAAUUUAA